UCCUCAAAAUGGCUGACAUAGUGAACCGCUAUCUCACACAUCUACAUUCUUUGUCCUCAUCGGAUGUACCUCAGCGUGGUUUAGACGCAAGUAAUACUGUAGUAGAUCUCCGCAGUUUUUGCUUGGAGAACGUAUCCGGCAAGGAAGAAGCUUAUUGUUCUUCACUUUUAUUCAGUGGUGAGACAAGCAUAGUUAACUUUUUGAGGAAAGCCAUCACUUUGGAUGAGUUUCAAGAUGCCAAGAUAGAGCUUUUGAAGUUCCUUCAAUCAUAUGUGAUGAAGAUGGGAAAGAAAAUUAAUCCCUAUGUUGUGGAAAUUAAGGAUGUUUGUCUCAAAAUUUUCUCUCUGGAUCACAGUAAUAAGGCUAAAGCAGAGACACUUCCUCUUAUGGCUGAGAUAUUAGAUGUUAAACUAGAAUUCUCUGUUGUGGAAAAGCUGGAUGUUCCAAAGAUUUUUGAUAAAUAUUUUGGAGCUUGUAUUCAACCAACCAAACACUCAUCUACUGUAAAAUACUGGCUGUUUUCCUUAUUGGGGACCAUUGCAAAAGUAUUUCCUGAGUGCAUGAUCAGCCAUUCAGAUGAUCUUGUUAAGCAUUAUGUCAGUGUCCUAAAUUUAGAGAUGACAAGAAAAACCAAAAAGCCAGAUAUGCUCAUCAUUGCAGGAUGCCUUAGGGGUUUGACAUCCUAUCUUACAAACUUCACACAAUCUAUUUCUGAAGGUUCCAAGUAUGCCAAAGAUAUUUACACCUAUGCAAGAAUGGCAAUCAAUCCACAAGUCAGUCUUAGUCGCUAUGAAGUACCAAAAGCUGGGCUUCACCUGUUUGCUAAACAUGCAGCUCAAUUCAAGGAGUAUAUUUCCAAAGACUAUGAGGUGAUUUAUGAAGAAUUUUACCGUUGGUGCAAGCAUCACAACAAGGAAAUAAGUUAUGCUGCAUAUGCUGCAAUGGAAGCAUUUUUCCAACAGAUUUCCCUCUACUUUGUUGGAAGGCAUGGAGACAAAUCUGACCUAGCCAUGUUCAUGUAUUUCAUCAAGACUUUUCGUGGAAUACUUGAUUCUGUGUCAAGUGAUACGAGGCAGAUGGCAAUUGCUGUAAGAGGUUAUGGUUACCUCUCUAAGCCGUGCAAGUUGUUCAUGCAAGCUGAUGAUGUGAGGUUUAUGCUUGGUGAGAUUAUGCAGAGAAGUGAGCAGUUGUAUUCAGGCCAAGGUGGUCUAUUUGAAGACAGAGUUCAGCACCUUCCCACCUUUUUAGAAGCUUUGUCAUCCAUCAUUGAAGAGCUGGAUGAGAUCUCUGACUCCAUCCUUGCCUCCAUGGAAAGACUAGUUGGAGUUUUGUUCGACAAGUUUGCAAUAUUGAAUACAAGAGGAAAAUUUCUUUGCUGUAAGGCCUUUGUAAGGGUGCUUUUCCACCUCUCAUCCAAAGGUGCAGUUCUCAGGAGUUUUCUUUCAGAAAUAGUUUACCAAGGUCUCAUCAGAACUUGUUCACAUCCAGUUAUUCUGGACGAGGUGAGUGAAGAAAAUGCAAUAACAGAAGAAAGAGAGGCAUAUGAAGGGUCAACUCCUAAGACAUCUCUCAAAGAUUACCUAGAGUUGUGGGAAUAUCUCCUUGACAUGGAUAAGUUAAAGGACAAAAGCCUGAUUGUAAAGCAAGUUGAGGAAUAUGAAGUCAUUCAUGGACUAUUGUAUGAUGAAAUGAUUAAAGGGAUCCUUCGUAUUAUUCAUAAACUGGAUUUGUCUUCUAGCAAGGCAUCUUCAGCACAAGAGGGAGAUGUUCUUGAUAGGAGUUCUGCCAGUGAUGCUCCUGCACCUGCUACAGAGGACAAAGAAGUGUCUCUGUCUGACCCAGUGGCAGGACUCCAACCUAAAGUGCCCAAGGACUUCAUGAUAUUCAUUAGUCUGAUAGAGUUCUGCAGGUGUGUUCUUCCCAACUAUUGUGUUGCACUAUUUGAAAGAUGGAUAAACAUGUUUUGCAGAGACAUCAUUAUCAUGUCUUCAAGGUUCCCUGUAGUCAGUGGAUUCUACAAGUUGUUGGAAGUUUGCAUGAAGAUGUGUGAAAAAUUGUCUUUCUUCAAGAAUAUUAAGGCAGAAAAACCAGAUCUAAGGAGUAAAGACCUAAAUCUUGAAAUUGUAGAUACUUCAGACUGUAUGACAUGCUUUGUUCUCUUCCACAAGUUCACAAAAGAGGUUCUUGUAAGAAUGCAGCAGUAUAAGGAUGAUCUGCUGGUUUCGUGUUUAAGGCUUGUUCUCUCACUCCCUUUGGAAUUAGUCAGACUUGAUGUUGUCUCCUCGGUGGCAGCAUUAAAGCUUACCUUUAAGCUUGGUUUGAGCUACACCCCCUUGGCUCAAGCUGGUCUGAAUGCCUUAGAGAACUGGACUAUGGCCCUUCCUGCCGAUGAACUGAAGCCGUAUCUUGGUGAAAUCUUGCAGUGUUUGGAUAGCUACCUCAAGACAUCAGGUGACAUCCAGUUACAUGAUGACCGCAACACAAUUGUACUCACUACAUCAUCCAACCGUAAUUCACGAGGCAGGAAACUUCCACUCAAACUUUUAAAAAUGAAACCACAAUCACAGCAUCACAUGACAUCGACUCCUGUGGCAAAGGUUCGUCACAGGAUUCUGAGGAUGUUUGGUGGCUUAGGAGGUGAAACAAACAUUUUGCUCCUUGACGACAUGGAAAGAAAUCCUUCCAAUGCAGUGGUUUGGGACACUGAAAACCAUCUAACAUUUGCUGUUCCUUUUCAAGACAUGAAGCCCAGUAUUUAUUUAGAUCCUUUCUUACCAAGGGUGGUAGAGCUUGCGACAAAAUCAAGUGAUAGGCAAACAAAGGUUGCAGCGUGCGAAUGUCUUCACUCUCUUGUGCUCUACAUGCUUGGUAGAAGUGUGACUCAGCCCCAAGGGUUCAAGAAAAGUCCUAUGGAAAAGUUGUGGAAGCAUGUGUUUCCUACACUACUGCAGCUGGCAUGUGAUGUAGAACAGGUGUCAGAGCAGCUUUUCAAGCCAUUAGUUUUCCAGCUGAUACACUGGUUUACCAACAACAGAAAAUAUGAGAGUCCUGAGACAAUGGCUCUGUUAGAUGCAAUGCUGGAUGGCGUAGUUCAUCAUGUGGAUGCUUCCCUGCGUGACUUCAGUGCACAGUGUAUAAGGGAAUUCCUGCAGUGGUCCAUUAAGCAGACAAGUGGAAAGCAAUCAGAGAAAAGUCCAAUUAAUAUCAAGUCAUUGUUAAAGCGCCUCUACAGUCUUGCUCUCCAUCCUAGUGCAUCAAAGAGACUUGGUGCAGCCUUGACAUUUAAUAAUAUCUACACAGUUUUUAGGGAAGAGUCUUCAUUGGUGGACAUUUUUGCUCUGGAAAUGCUUGUAAAUUACUUGGAAUGUUUGUGUCUGUCACACAGUGAUGAACAGGCUAAAGGCACCCAGGAACAGUGUGUUCAAGUAAUCGUACACCUUGAAAGGAUAAUUCACUUCAGAGCACAUUUGCUAAUCAAGGAAAACCAUCGCAGAAGAAUUCCCAAGGGAUUUGGAUCUCAAAGUUCCAUAACAUUAAUUCAUAUGAUUCCCUGGCUAGUCAAGCAAUGUGGAAGACCAAGUUCAGAGAGCCGACAUCAAUGUAUGAGACUUAUUUGCAAGUUAGCACCACUCUUGCCAGAUAUAAACUCUGCUGCUGACUGGAUGAAAAGAACUCAUGAAGACCAUCCAUCCUUAUUUGUUUAUAGAUUUGAGGGAGGUGGUGGUGGACAGAAAGGUAUUCAGCAAUAUCCAACCCUAGAGCAUGUUGGUGGACAUUUUUCCUUGAAAGAGACAAUUCUUUGGUUUGAGUUUGUUUUAGCAGCUCUUGACUGCUACACAUGGAGCUUCAGUGAGCAUCUUCUAUCACCAAGCUGGGUCUUCAUUUCACCAAAGGAUGAUAAAAUGCCCAGUGUUCUUUUCAUAUCGUUGAAGUUCUUUUUGUCUCGUCUGGCAAUGUUUGGGAUUACAGCAGCCACCAGUUGUUUCACAGCAGGUCCAUCAAGGGGCUUGGGGGACAUUUUUACACCCAGAGAGAUAGAUGACUAUUUCAGGGCUAAGUGCAUAGUGAUAGUAAGGGUCAUAAAUUUUGUUACCGUACUUCUCCAGGACUUUCCCCAGGAAACUUUAAAGACAUUUCCUCUUGAGUUUUGGAGUGAGGACCUGUUUGAGGUUUUACUUAGCUGUGUCUUGGAACCAGGAGUGGUUGGAUUUCACAUGGGAGAUGUUGAAGUUGUUGAGAAGUUACCAGAACAGACUGGUGCUUUGUGUAAGCUGUUGGCCCAAAGGCUUUCAGGAGAGAGUUUGAAAAGAUUUAAAGGAACCCUUGAAAAGAAGAUUGCAUUGGGAAGUCACUGCAAUCUGUUUGAUCAACUUCCAUUUCCACUGAGUGGUCUGCAAGAAUGCCAUGUUGAUCAUCUGAGAUUGGCUUACUUGGUACAAGGCCACCAACAGCUGCACUGUGCUGGCUUGCUACUACCUGCUUUAAAGGCUCAGGCUGGAAGUACAGCAGAAAAGUAUGCAGUAAAACUUUUCACAGCAGUGUAUGACAGUGUUAAACUGUCUGUGAAUGGCAGUCUCCAGACAGUCGUUCUUGCUCCAGCUUCUCAGCAACUUGCCUCUAAAUUACUGGAUUUGGCCUAUGACCUUGGUCUUCAGUUUAACUACUUGAUGGAAUGCAUUAUGAAAGACUCAACUGACAAUUCAGGGUCCUCAUGUGGGUGUGCAUUUUACAGAAUGUUUCAGACCAGUAUCAACCGUUUCUUCAUUGAAAGGGCUAACAUAUACAUGGCUAAUAUUUUAAUGAAAGCUGCCUUGUAUCCAUUUUUGGUAUUAAACCUGUUAAAUGGGAUUCUUGAUCAACUUAUUAGAGACAAAAUCCUGAGGACAAGGAAUGGCUCAUCUUUUGUUGCUGCAUUAUUGAACAAUUGGACCAGUUUUGAAAUCUUUUGGAAGACACUCUCUGCUAUGGACCUCAGGCAUUCCAUCCUGAUGAUUCUGAAAAAGAUGUUAAUUCUAGAUUCAGCGAAAGUUACAGACUGCAGCAGAUCAACAUUUCCUGGCCUGUUUGAGAUGUACCUGUUGUAUUUGAAAGAUAAGUCUACAACUCCUGCAUUCAAGGGGCAGGUGCUAGAGCUCUUACCAUACUUUACCAAGUCUACUGAAGAAUAUCUGAGAAGACUUAAGGAAGGGCUGAACACUUUUGUUACCAACAGUAUUCCACUGAAGUCAACAGAGUUCGUAAAAGGAGGUCCCCAAUAUAAUGAUUACAUACAGACAAUAGAUAAGCUUCUUGCAGCAUUUGUAGAUUCCCGAAGCCUGAUUCUGCUUGAGGUAUUGAUCUCUAUUUUAUGCCGUGAACGACAGCAUGUUCACGAAGAUCAAAUUCAGAAGUCCUUUACAGCUUUCAUUAAAAGAUUGCAUCCUGCACCUGAUCAAGCUAAAGCAGCUAUGGAUGCAUGCCUUUCCAUAUUUUUUAAUGAACGAGACUAUCAAACACAGUCUCGUCGAGCUGUGAUUGAAAGGAUCUGCAUUACAUUCCUUCUUAAAACAUCGGCAACCGCAAGGAAAGCAUUCUAUCAAGAUCAGAUUACGAAAUUGAUGUCUGUGUUAGAGGCCAAGGAACUUAAGCCAACAGACCCAAACUUCGAAUCUCAAGUGACAUCCAAAUUGUGCUGUUUUAAGCUGGUAGAGAUACUGUAUUCUCAGUUUUCUAAAUCUGAGCUGAACACAUUAGAGUCCACAAUAAACAAAGCAUAUGUCGGGGGAGACGUCAAAACAGGAAAAGAAUUAACAUUGGCCGUUACAAAAGCAGCUCGUGCGGCUUCGAUAGAGGACAUGCGUGGUGAGACUGUUGCCCUUGAACUACGGAGACAAUUACAUUGUGCGGCUUAUAAUACCUUGGUUUCUCUUAUAUGCUGUACACAAACAGACCUGAAGUUUUAUGUUGCAUUUCUUUUCUCUGAAAAUCCAGUCAAGGGUCAGUUAUUACUAGAUAAUUUGGUGGAUUGCAACAGGACCUACACAUUUGAAGUGGAACUCUCAGCUCCAUUAGAGAGAAGAAAACAAUUCAGAAUGCAGGCACGAAUUCCUUCUCCAAGGGAAAAUAGUCAAGAAGAUUCAGCUGGAAGAACAGGGCUCUCUACACACUACAUGUCUUCACAGUAUUUAGCAGACAGCAGUCUUAGUGAAGAUAUCAGUCAGUAUGAUUUCUCUACACCAAUACAGGCUCUAUCCGCAACUGGAGUGAGGCAAGCUUUGUACAAGUCAAAUGGGAGCAGUUCAACUGCAGAGCAGACGGAUGACCGGUGUGAAGUCAGUGAGGAUACGUUGGAGAUGGAUGAUUUGAACAGGCACGAGUGUAUGGCAAAAUUGAGUUCCUUGUUGAAGCACCUCGUAGACAAGAGAAUUUCACCCAAUCAGCCCAAGGAUGUACCUCCGACAGACAUGGCAGCAUGGAUGGCUCCAUUACACAAGAAAAUGACAUCAUUAAGUACCCACCUUAACAUUCGACUCUUCAUUGCCAAGCUUAUUAUUAAUGAGGCCAAGAUAUUUGAAGCCUAUGCAAAGUUCUGGCUUAAUCCUUUAAUGGAGCUAAUCCUGCAAAUGAAAGAGACAGAACCGGCAGGUAUAGAAGGCAUCAAUUACUUCAUUGUGGAUCUUGUAGUCACUCUGUUGUCGUGGAGUACGACAGCAAUACCAGAGGAUAGUGACAGUGAUCGUCACCUCACCAGCAGACUUCUCGGGUUUCUGAUGUCUAGAACUCGACACAGGCAUCGCGCUUUAUUCAGGAACAACUUGGAAAUAGUGAAAUGUGUUGUGGAAAUCUGGAAGAGCAUUCUUCAUGUGCCUACAGAGGUGAUAUUUCACUCGUUUUCUGAUCCUGACCCGGUGAAAAAGGACAAUGCUGUUGGUAUUCAGUUACUUGGAGUAGUUGUUGCAAAUGGUUUACUCCCUGUUACUAGUGACUCCACAGUUGAUGAAGACAGGUUUUAUAAUAUUCUCGUCAACAACUUAACUUUCAAAUACAAAGAUGUCCAUGCUGCAGCAGCUGAAGUGAUUGGACUGCUGAUGAUGCAGUUAGCAAAUGUGAAAAAGAUAUUUGAUGGUCCACUGCAUGACAUGGUCAGUCAGAAGCUUCUGUCUUUAGUUAAUACAGCCAAACCUGAGCAUGACAAGUUCAUCAUUUGUGUGCAUAAACUGCAAUUAAACUAUCCACCCAUUGUGGACAGAUUCGUGAAUCAGAUUUUGUUUACACUACCUUCUGUUCAUGGUGAUUUCAAGACAUACUGCCUCGAGAUUCUUUGUUCAAGAGUGGAGCACAUCCCCAAGUUGUUCACAGAGCUUAAGGAAAGAGGCUUGAAAGAAAUGUUGUCUCAAAGGGAUGACGGAAUUCAGAUUGCUGUUUUGAGGAUAAUUAAACAUCUCUUAAGGAAGCUGACGAUUCCAGAACUUAAGUUAAUUUUCCCUUCAGUAAGCUCGUUUGUCUCUCAUCCGAACUUGUUGUGUAGAGAUCUGAUGUAUGACAUAUUCAUCUGGAUUUACGAUUCUUACAGAGCUGACGAAGCAUUCCAAGCUGAAGAGGGAUCGGCAGACAUUUUGGCCGUUGCCAAAGAUCACCUACUUCAGGGCCUUGCAGAUGAUAACAGAGAUCUCCAGCUAAAAUUGCGCAACUUUUGGAGUGACGAGGCUCGACUUCCAGGAACGACGCUGGAACGUUUGGUAGAAGUGCUACGAGCUUUGUACUCAACUACUUCUGAGAUUCAGUAUCUGAGCUACACUACAAACCUUAUUCUACAUCUGACGUCUCUUAGCCCAGAUUAUGGUUGUUUGAUGUUUGAACAGCCACUGUCUGAGUGUAGGUUUGAGGAGUACCAAAUAAACUAUUCCUGGCAAAAGAGAUAUCUGGCAAUGACACCCUUAUUUGCAGCAACGCAAGGUUCUUGUGGCUCUGCAAUGACUCCGACACAAGAAUCCAUGUCAGUCGAUGGUCUUCCUGGAUUAAGGGCAACACAAAAUAUACAGUUUACGCCAACUCAGGAUCAAGGAAGAUCACAAGCCUUCGAUUGGCUUAAUCCAUCCCAGGAAUCAAAUCUACAUCCAUCCCAGUCUUUUGCCUUGGCUUCAACUCAGGCCCAGUCCUUGCUACUCUUUAGUACCUCGCAGUCGCCUAAACGUGGAAAGAUGCUGAAGCCUGUUCCAGGUGACUUCGGUGGUCAAAAACUGUCGCAGGGCUCAAGUUCGCAGGACUCUUCUCAGCAAUUCCGAGACCCAAAUGAGAAGAAGGAAAUCCUUAAACUGAAAAGGCGUUUCCUUAAGGACCAAUCCCAAACGAGUACUUUCUUUGCAAAACAAGCCAUAAAAAGGAAUAAAAUCCGAGAGCAAGCCAUUGAAAGGCAGAAAGCUGCUCGUGAAGGUGCUAUUGUGAUGUAUAGGAAAUACCGUAGUGGAGACUUGCCAGACAUUCAGAUUAAAUUUUCAGAGCUUAUUGCUCCUUUGCAAGCGUUGGCACAGUGUGACAAUACUUUUGCUAAACAAUUGUUCAGCGCUCUGUUUCGAGGGGUGUUUUCAAAGAUUGAUGAAAAACUACCAGAGAGGGAAGCAGCGAGCGUUACAUCAGAUCUCAAGUCUGCUAUGAAUCACAUGUUGUCCUCCUCAACACAGUUCUUCCCUCCAUUUAUCUCAAGUAUCCAGGAUAUAUGUUUUCAUGAAUGUAAACUUAGCUCUGUGGAAUCAGCUUCUGUGAGUACAGCAUGUUUGACAAGCCUACAGCAACCUAUUGGUAUUAUGCUUCUUGAGAAACAGCUAUUGGAGAUUGAAGAUAGAGGCCAGAGCCUCAAUAAAAGAGCAAAGAUCUCUGUUGCCCCGCCCUCAGAGGUAACAACGUGUUGGAUUGAACUUUCCAAGUUGUACCGGUCUAUAGGCGACUAUGACGUACUGCGAGGUAUUUUUACUGGACACAUUGGCACCAAGGACAUUACAAGAAAAGCUAUGGAGGCUGAGGCACGAGGUGAUUAUUCCCAGGCUCUCAAACUUUACAAUGAGGCCAUUGCAACUGACGAUGUUUGGAUAAAGGAGGAACUGAGGCAGGAAGAAGAAGAUUUGUGGGAUGUUUCCAGAUUACAGUGUCUCGCUGAGCUCACUAAAUGGAAGGAAUUGGAGAAGUGUUCUGUCGAGAGCAUAGACGAUAAAAACCCACCAGAUCUUGACAAAGUUUGGAGUGACACCUUUUAUCAGGAGAAUUACCUUCCAUAUCUGAUAACAAGUAAACUGAAGCUACAGUGCCAAGGAUCUGGUGAUAUGACGGUGAAUGAAUUUUUAACCAAAGCGAUGAAAACGAGUGAGAGGGCAGCUCUGUUGCAAAGUCGUCACAGUGAUAGCCUAGCUCUGAUGUACAUUCUCCAAGAUGACUGCGACAGGGCAUCUUAUUAUGCUGCUCUCUGUGAACAGAGCUUUCUCAGUGACUGGGCGGGACUUGACUCAAAUCUUCGUAAAAGUUGCUCCAUCAAACUGCAAUCGUUGCAGAAAAUUACAGAAAUGCAAGAGUUCCUUGAAUUCUUUGUAGAAGAAGAGAAUUUUUCAAGUGCUAUGCCGGUGUUGUCAUUGCUGAAUAAGUGGUCUUCGAGGUUGCCUCAUCCAAGACUCCAUCCAAUCGGUGUCUGGGAAGAUGUUGUUACGAACAGAGUUCUAUUCAUGUACAAAUUCUUGCAGAAAUUUGAGGCAGUAGGAGCGGAAGAAAGGUCUGGAAUUUGUUUAGAUGAUAUAAAAGACAAAUUUUUACAGCAAGAAGUCGAGCUAAAGCUGCGCAUGGCAAACGCUGCUAAAGAGCAGGGAAAUUAUACAGUGGCACACAGAUGUCUCAAGGAGGCACUCAACAAGAUUCCUCAGGGAAAUGAAAACCUAAACUUCAGUUGGUCCCACACUUAUGCUGAAGUAAAUCUCAGAAAAAUACAAACACUGACAGCCGUUGGGGCUGUGGAAACUGCUCUGUUAGUUGUGGGACAAUUAGACAAAUUCAGUGCCAGUGAAAUAUUAGAAAGUGAACCAUUGAGGGGAAUUCAGCAUCACAUCCUUAGGAGCAAGACAUUUGAUAUCUUGUGCAAAGCAAUGUUAGAUGGGGGAGUAGUAAUAGCUUCCUUGGAGAGUCAAGCGAAGAAUGCCAUGGUAAAACUUUGUAGAAUUGACGAAACUGACUCACAAAAAAAGGUCGUAAGUGAUGUGAUGAAACUAUCCUUUCUAACGCUUCAGUCUGCCAUCAAGGCUGCAAAAAAUGCUGAAGGGAAAUGCAAAAUGGCUCAAACGAGUGGUACUGUGGACGCCAUGAUGGCAAUGGUCAAUUUCUGUGAUAAUUGCCUCAGGAAAAAAGAAGAUACUGAUGCACAAGUAGAAGUCGACACAAAGCUCUUUCCUGGUAUUGUUGCACGUUAUAUGCUAAAAUCCAUGUGCUACAGUUCGGAAGAAGCCCGUCAAAAGUUUCCAAGACUUCUCCAGAUAGUUCAUAAGUACCCUGACACGCUAGAAGCCUUCGUGAAAAAAGCAACAGAUGUCCCAUGUUGGAUGUUCAUAGGCUGGAUUAAUCAAAUGAUGGCCAUAAUGGACAAGCCAGAAGGGAAAGCAGUACAUGGAAUCGUGAGUGAAAUUGCAAAAAGAUAUCCCCAGGCUCUGUGGUACUCGCUCAAGAUAAGCAGUGAGCAGUUUGUGUUUGAAAACAACAAAGAAGGAAAAGCUAGCGAAGAGGCUGUCAAAAGGCUUCGAUCGUCACUUGAACAUCCUCUGCUUGAUGACUUCAUAGAAGCAUUAGAGAUGCUUACCAACCCAGAGAUGGUGUUCCGGGAAUGGUGCGAGGGGCCUAUGAAGCAGUUGUUAGAGGACGAGAUCAAGAGAAACGAUUCACAAGCUGUCAAACUGUGCUUUGGAGCCAUGUUUCAGCUUCUGAUGGACAGUAGGACAAGGACAAAAAGUGGCUCGCAAACACGAGGCACCGAGUUGGGACCGUUUAGAAAAAAGUUUGCAAAGGAAUUUGCAAGCGAGGUGCAGGGGAUCUUUGGAAAAGAGGGCGAAAAACUUGUUGGCGUUAAGACGACGGACUUUUCAAAGUGGUGUAAAGAUAUUCUGCAGAAAAUGGACAAACACAGGCAUCGGACCCCUCCCCCAGGAAAUUUAAAGGAGUACUCCCCUUGGUUAUCUCGCUUUCAGGCAACUGACUUUGCGCAUGCUCUGGAGAUACCUGGUCAGUACAAGGGCAAGACGAAGCCGCUUCCUGAGUAUCAUGUAAAGAUUGUGGGGUUUGACGAAAAGAUUUUGGUGUUAAAGUCAAUUCGCAAGCCUAAGCGCCUGGUUAUAAGAGGGGAUGAUGAAAAAGAUCACAUGUUUUUGGUGAAAGGAGGGGAGGACUUAAGACUUGAUCAAAGGAUUGAACAACUCUUUGGACUCAUGAAUGACAUCAUGGCGAACGAUCCCGUGUGCAGUCAGAGGGGUCUAAAGCUCAGGACAUACCAAGUUAUUCCCAUGACUCCUCGGGUUGGCUUAAUUGAGUGGAUGAAUAAUACCAAGCCACUCAAAGAAGUGUUGAUUAGUGCCAUGACCAAAGCUGAAUGUGAUCACUACAUGGGAACGAAUGGUGCAGAUGCUUGUUACAGAAACUGGAUUGAAAAGUUUAAAGGAGAUCCUCGGAAUCCUUCGCGAUUCUACGGCGAAAUGUUCAAGAAAGCGAAUCGCACAGAAACUGAAAGAAGCUUCACGCAGAAACAAGCUUUGGUGCCCUGGGAUCUUCUCAGGCGUGCCUUUUUGCAACUCGCUGUCUCCCCUGAAGCAUUUUUUAUCCUAAGGUCGCACUUUGCAAGCUCACAUGCCUGUUUGUGCAUUUGCCAGUACAUUCUGGGUAUCGGAGACCGUCAUUUGUCAAACUUCUUAGUUGACAUGGAAACCGGAAGGAUGAUUGGCAUCGAUUUUGGUCACGCCUUUGGCUCAGCAACACAGUUCCAACCUCUGCCAGAAUUGAUGCCUUUUCGAUUGACUCAGCAAUUUAUCAAUCUAAUGCUGCCAUUACAGAAAAGCGGAACUUUGCAGAGCGUAAUGAUUCAUACACUAAGGGCCCUCAGAAGUAACCAUGAUUUGCUCUUGGACACUAUGGAUGUCUUCAUUCAGGAACCUUCUCUUGAUUGGCAGGUGUAUGCUCGCAAACAAGCUAAGACUCAAGGAAUCAAUACAGACGAGCAGAAUGCAGAUUGGUACCCAAAACAGAAAGUGCACAGUGCAUGGAAGAAGUUGGAAGGAUUUAACCCUGCAUAUGUUAUGAGGGAAGAUCUUCUGUUGGGGCACUCGAAACAAUCUUGGUAUAAGCAAAUGGAAUCUGUGUGUCUUGGAGACAGGAAUGCCAAUGUAAGAGCUCGUGAACCUGAAAGUGGUUUGUCAGUGGAGUCUCAAGUGUUGUGUUUGAUAGAUCAAGCCACGGAUGCUAAUAUACUCGGACGAACUUGGCAAGGCUGGGAACCAUGGAUGUGACUCUGUCAUGGUCAACGCUAGGAUCAUGAAACUCUUACAUUAUUUUAUGUUCGAGUUGCAGUUUGACGAGCCAAUAAUCAUGAAGACUUUAAGACGUAAUGGUCAGAAAUUUAGUUUUUUUGUUAUCUGAAUAGUAUUAAAAUAAAGUGAUUAAGUCUACUAAUGACAUUCAAGUUUAA
Molecule: messenger RNA, 12679 nt
Organism: Pocillopora verrucosa
Lineage: Eukaryota; Metazoa; Cnidaria; Anthozoa; Scleractinia; Pocilloporidae
Source: RefSeq, a predicted model, not a curated record